Mesocestoides corti is the source of this 216-nucleotide messenger RNA. Lineage: Eukaryota; Metazoa; Platyhelminthes; Cestoda; Cyclophyllidea; Mesocestoididae. The record is from the annotation of a GenBank genome assembly.
AUGUCUCCUUGUUUUACUCUACUGGUUUCACUGGAACACUGUUCAAAGUUCCUAGUUGUGACGCGCGCCAUUCAACCCACGCACGCCGGCCUGGCCUGUUCUUUGCCCUCCUCGCCCCUUCGCGCACUCUCGCCUUCCUCAAGGCACGUCCGUGAGUCCGAGGGGGACACCAACCCUCCUCGCGGCCAUCCCUUUCCCCACUCCAGCUCUCCCUAA